Messenger RNA from Phaedon cochleariae (mustard beetle), 867 nucleotides. The record is from the annotation of a GenBank genome assembly. Lineage: Eukaryota; Metazoa; Arthropoda; Insecta; Coleoptera; Chrysomelidae.
AUGGCUGCUCCAACAUUCGUGAGGAAUGGCUACUCAUGUGUUCCCGUGGCUCUUGCCGAGGGUUUAGACAUCAAGUUGAAUGCCGCUGUCCGAAAAGUAGAGUAUAACAACCGUGGAGUGGAAAUAACUGUUUACAAUCCUAGGAAUCCUUCCACAACAAACACAUAUCAUGCCGAUGUGGUACUAUGCACUCUUCCCCUAGGAGUUCUCAAGCUCUGCGCAUCGCCUUCUAGCAACCAGGUCAACACCGUCCAGUUUUCCCCACCACUUCCCGACUGGAAGACCUCGGCGAUCCAGCGCCUGGGAUUCGGUAAUCUGAACAAGGUCGUUCUAUGUUUCGAAAGGAUCUUCUGGAAUCCGCAGGCCAAUCUAUUUGGUCAUGUCGGCAGCACAACGGCCAGCAGAGGGGAGCUAUUCUUGUUCUGGAACUUAUACAAGGCUCCUGUGCUGUUGGCUUUGGUAGCUGGAGAGGCUGCCGCCAUUAUGGAGAAUGUUACUGAUGAUGUCAUUGUUGGAAGAUGCAUCGCUGUCCUUCGUGGUAUUUUUGGACAAUCGGGAGUGCCACAGCCCAAGGAAACAGUGGUGACUCGAUGGAGAGCUGAUCCUUGGUCCAGAGGUUCCUAUAGCUUCGUCGCAGUCGGAAGCUCGGGUAGCGACUAUGACCUUUUGGCAUCGCCUGUCAUCCCUCCUACUGCACAAGGCGUUUCUGUCACAUCAGGUCCUGCCAGGGUGUUUUUUGCUGGAGAACAUACUAUCAGGAAUUAUCCAGCAACGGUGCAUGGGGCUUUCCUAAGCGGUCUGCGAGAAGCCAGCAGAAUUGCUGAUCAGAUUAUAGGAAACCCUUGCCAACCCCAACCGGCUGAAUAA